This is a messenger RNA of Mya arenaria, 438 nucleotides long. RefSeq lists its product as uncharacterized. The record is from RefSeq and is a predicted model, not a curated record. The transcript is spliced from 2 exons. NCBI's taxonomy places the organism in Eukaryota, Metazoa, Mollusca, Bivalvia, Myida, Myidae. The coding region runs from base 30 to 359 and encodes 109 amino acids.
GCUAAAUCAUAUUAUUUUAUAUUACAAAUAUGCGGAUUUAUUCCUAUACAUUCAACAUUCUUAUUCUUUCAUUGUUAUGGACAGUUGCCAUAGUGGCGGGCCUUAUUUGCCAGUUCCCGCACUGUGACACGGUCGUCUGUGAGCCGGUAGCCAACUGCACGGGGGAGGUAAAGGAUUCUGGUGGCGGAUACUGCGGCUGUUGCCGUGCGUGCUUCAUUUACCUCGAAACCAACAUGACCUGUGAGGUGCAAGACCUCGUUGAAGCUUUGGUGCAUCCGACGACAGUUGUCUGCAAACCCGGACUGGAAUGUGAGCGUAAUAGCUCCACCUGUCAGCCGAACCCUUAUCCCUUUGGCUAACGCAGAAAUUGUACCAAUGGUUAGCUGCAACAUGGUGAAUUCUCUGUUUAAUUCCAUGAAAAUAAAAUCUCCCGCUUAU